Ilyonectria robusta is the source of this 1551-nucleotide messenger RNA. RefSeq lists its product as uncharacterized. The record is from RefSeq and is a predicted model, not a curated record. The transcript has a single exon. NCBI's taxonomy places the organism in Eukaryota, Fungi, Ascomycota, Sordariomycetes, Hypocreales, Nectriaceae. The coding region runs from base 1 to 1551 and encodes 516 amino acids.
AUGGUCGUGCUCACCGGCCCCCCAGCCCUGCCCUCCAAGGUCAUCCGGCUGUUUGUGUUUGUGCUUGUCGUCGUCUUCUUCCUCUACACCCAGCGUUUGUCGAGGUCUCAGACGAGGAACAUUGUGAUCGAUUAUGCGGACCUGGCCGCAGCGGCUCCCCCGGCGGAGGAGCAGUACUUGAAUCGCCUCAAGAACAAGUAUCGUCUCACGAAUUCCACCGCAUGGUCAGCGUGGAAGAUCCGGGCCCUCGAGCAGGACUCGGAGUGGACGUCCGUGACGAAUCUCGACGCCGACUUUCAUUCUAACGAAUUCAACUAUAUCGAUGUGGAAAACCCCAGCCGUAUCCAGUUGGUCGCUCAGAAGCAGCUGGACGUCCCAGUCCCCGGGAGCCCGCUCCCUGCGCAGGUAGACGCUUCCGACUUUUUGUUCGCCAUCUCCACCACCUACGAAAAGGUCAUGGAAGACGAGUUCACCAUGGUCAAGAACUGGGCGCGGUGGAUGACGGGAGGAAGCCAUGACGGAAACGGUGCGACAUUUGUGCUCGUCCUGAACCAGUCUCCAGACCACCAGGUCAAGGAGCUCAGCGAGAUUCUCAAGUUCCAGGGAAUCGACGCCUACGUCACCACCUCGACGGAGCCCAUGUCCGUGGCCCAGAGAUACGUUGGCAUGAUGCAAAUCAUCAAGGACUUUAGCGGUACCCUGGCGCAGAAAGGCCAGCGCAAGAAGUGGUACGGCAUCUUCGACGACAAGGUCUUCUUGCCCAACCUGUCGUACCUCCAGCACCGCCUGUUCAACUACAACUCCGACAAGGAGCUCUACGUGGGCUUGCCUAGCGAGAGGGCCGAUUGGGCCAUCGGAGACGGUUUCGUAACCACGUACGGCGGAGGCGCUGUGUUCCUCACGCGCUCUGCUCUGUCGCGAGCCACCGGGCUUUCGUGCCUCGACAGCUCAGGCGCCGAUUCGGAGAGCAAGGGAUGGGACACCCUCUUACAAGAUUGCCUUACGCACCACACCGACAUGGAGAUGCGUGUGCUCCCGAGCUUCUACUCGCCCAACGAUAACGACGAAUACGCCGCGCGAACCGACAGCUACGAGACGGGCGUCCCGCCGCUGGCGCUGCACCACUACGAGGAUCGUCACCAGCUCAACCCGAGCAUGGCGCACCUCGUCACCGACGUAUGCGGCGAGGCGUGCUUCCUGCAGCGUUACCGCUUCCGCGACAACUGGAUCCUGGUCAACGGGUACACCAUCACGGAGUACCCGGACGGCAUGAACAUGGCCGACAUGCCCAACACCGGCGUCGGCCGCAAGGCCGUCAUCGGCCCCCUGCACCUCGACGAGGACGACAUCAAGCGCAAGAUGCUCUUCUGGACGGGACGCCGCAACGUGUGGCGGCUGAUGGACUCGGUGCGAGGCACUGACGGCGCCGUGUGGCAGGCCUACGUGAAGCGCGCCGCUGUGGGAGAUACCGCGACUUUCAAGCGGUCCGAGAAUGAGUUUAUGGAUAGCGUGAUUGUUCUGAUUUGGGAAACGACUGUUUCCGGUUCAUGA